AUGAGUGAAAAAAAAUUAUCUCGUUGGUAUUUCGGAGGCUUAGCAUCUGCUGGUGCUGCCUGUUGCACACAUCCUUUGGAUUUACUUAAGGUUCAAUUACAAACACAGCAAGAGGGUAAAACUUCAGUUAUUCGUUUGACUGUAAAUAUAAUUAAACAACAUGGUAUAUUAGCUCUUUAUAACGGUUUAACUGCUUCGCUUAUGAGACAAUUAACUUAUUCUACUACUAGAUUUGGUAUAUACGAAGUUGCUAAACAGGCUGCGUCACCUAAUGGAGAACCUGUUCCAUUUAUCACAAAAGUAGGUAUGGCUGGCAUUGCGGGUGCUGCCGGUGGGUUUAUAGGUACUCCUGCCGAUAUGGUCAACGUUAGAAUGCAAAACGAUAUAAAAUUACCACCCGAAAGCAGAAGAAAUUACAAAAAUGCCAUCGACGGUUUGUGGAGGGUUUAUAAUGAAGAAGGAGUUCGCCGACUUUUUUCCGGCGCAUCGACGGCGACAAGUAGAGCCGUACUCAUGACUAUCGGUCAACUUUCAUUUUACGAUCAGGUCAAAACAUUUCUUUUAUCAACAAACAUGUUUAGCGAUAAUUUAACGACGCAUUUUCUUUCAAGUUCAACAGCCGGAGCCAUUGCCACGACUCUGACGCAACCUUUGGAUGUAUUAAAAACGAGAGCCAUGAACGCAAAACCGGGAGAAUUUUCCAGCAUGUGGCAGUUGAUAUUGUACACGGCAAAACUCGGACCUUUAGGAUUUUUCAAAGGAUACAUUCCUGCAUUUGUUCGUUUAGGACCACAAACAAUUUUAACUUUUGUAUUUUUAGAACAACUUAGAAUUAAUUUUGGAUUUGUGAAACAGUAA
This is a messenger RNA of Pediculus humanus corporis (human body louse), 858 nucleotides long. Its product is annotated as mitochondrial dicarboxylate carrier, putative. Gene Ontology annotation, biological process: oxaloacetate transport; phosphate ion transmembrane transport; thiosulfate transport. NCBI's taxonomy places the organism in Eukaryota, Metazoa, Arthropoda, Insecta, Psocodea, Pediculidae. The transcript has 6 exons. The record is from RefSeq and is a predicted model, not a curated record. Gene Ontology annotation, molecular function: oxaloacetate transmembrane transporter activity; thiosulfate transmembrane transporter activity; antiporter activity. The coding region runs from base 1 to 858 and encodes 285 amino acids.